GUGGAGGCGGUCCGGGGCAGCCUCAGUUUUCUGUAAUCGCUUUUCUGCUGCUGCUACCUCCAGUUAAAUAGCAAGGACACGGGAGCGAGCAGACGGCCGUGUGAGGAUAUAAUUUCUUCGGUACCUUGGGAUUACGACGCGGAAUUGCAGCAUCGACGGCCAGCCGCCAGCUUUCAAUCUGCACAUCCCUGCCCUGUUUUAACCCUCAGCCACAUCCAGCUGUAGAUUGAUUGAAUUAAACCCUCCUUACUGUGGCUUCCCUUUUCAAAUCUGCCCAUUUUGCUGAGAAAAGGCACAGGGCCCACGAUGUCCAGCGAAGUGCAGAGACCGGACGACAGCCCCAGCACCAGCGGGGGAAGCUCAGAUAUUGAACAAAGGGAAUCGGUACCACCUGAACAGGAACGAGAGCAAGCACAGCCUAAAAAGAAGGAGACCAAGAUCUCGAGUAAAACUGCUGCUAAACUUUCAACUAGUGCCAAGAGGAUUCAAAAAGAGCUCGCAGAAAUAACACUAGACCCACCUCCGAACUGCAGCGCCGGCCCCAAGGGAGACAACAUCUAUGAGUGGAGGUCGACCAUCCUGGGACCGCCGGGCUCCGUGUACGAGGGAGGCGUCUUCUUCCUGGACAUCGCCUUCACGCCAGACUACCCCUUCAAACCCCCCAAGGUAACGUUUCGUACGAGGAUCUAUCACUGCAACAUCAACAGUCAGGGCGUGAUCUGUCUGGACAUCCUGAAGGACAACUGGAGUCCCGCCCUCACCAUCUCCAAGGUGCUGCUGUCCAUCUGCUCCCUGCUCACAGACUGUAACCCAGCCGACCCUCUGGUGGGAAGCAUCGCCACACAGUAUCUGACCAACAGAACAGAGCAUGACAGAAUAGCCAAACAAUGGACGAAGAGAUACGCCACAUAGACUCCCCGCCGCAAUCCAUCCCCUCCUUUAUCUCCCCCGACCCUUCAUCGCACCUCUCUCUACCUCUCUCUCUCACCCUUACGGCCGAAAUACGCCAGGCACGGACGAGGCGCGACACGUCUGUCACGGCAGGGCGCGUCCAUUAUAAUCAUCUGAAGCUGCUACACUGACCGCGGAAGCCGCGAGCACCCACGCGGGCAUCGUGCUGCUCAUCCAUUUUUACGCGGCAGGUCUUUUUUUUUUUUUUUUUUUUAAAUCUUUUUUUCUGUACGUGCGGCUACACGGCCCUCCAACAGGAAAAAAACUACAUAUAACUGUAAAAAAUGAGUACAAUCUAUUUAAAUUAAAAUAAAUACCUCAUCGUACCAGAGGCAAUGCGACGCAGCAGUGCAACCUUGUGGUUUUUUUUUUUUUCAUUGCACAUUAAAAUAAAUCAAUCAAUGAUCCAGUUUAAUUAAUUCAAUACCAGUUAAUAUAGUCUCCAUAACCAACUGCAUUAUCACUGGGCAAAACUCAACGUCUGGCACGCAACCACACGCUACGAAGACGGAGUCUGUGUAGCAGGUAAAAAAAACAAAAAAAACCAGCUCCGCACCGCCUACGUGAUGCGUCGCGUCCGUGCCUGAUGUAUCUCAGCCGUCAGUCUGUCAAAGCACACUCACUAAGUGCAACGGUAUUCCUGCCCUCCUGUCACCCUCCUCCUCCUCCUCCUCCACCUUCCACCUCUUCCUCCUCCCCCAACAUUUUAUCUACCU
Thunnus maccoyii (southern bluefin tuna) is the source of this 1667-nucleotide messenger RNA. RefSeq names its product ubiquitin-conjugating enzyme E2 E2. The transcript has 7 exons. NCBI's taxonomy places the organism in Eukaryota, Metazoa, Chordata, Actinopteri, Scombriformes, Scombridae. The record is from RefSeq and is a predicted model, not a curated record. Bases 307 to 912 code for a protein of 201 amino acids. Gene Ontology annotation, biological process: protein polyubiquitination. Gene Ontology annotation, molecular function: ubiquitin conjugating enzyme activity. Gene Ontology annotation, cellular component: nucleus.